This is a messenger RNA of Lonchura striata (white-rumped munia), 2223 nucleotides long. Lineage: Eukaryota; Metazoa; Chordata; Aves; Passeriformes; Estrildidae. The record is from RefSeq and is a predicted model, not a curated record.
AUGGUGCCCGCGCUGCUGCUGCUGCUGCCGCUGCUGCCGCCGGGCUCGGCGGGCGGGCGCUGCCCGCUGCGCUGCGCCUGCACGCACGGAGCGCUGCGCUGCCCGCCGCCAGCGCACGGCGCGCUGCCCGCGCCCGCCCGCGCAUCAUUUACUCAUCUCCCUGUAAAAGUAAUCCCAUCACAUGCAUUUGAAGGACUUCAAGAUGCCUCCAUCAUUGAAAUCUCUCAGAGCGACUCCCUGGAGAGAAUAGAAGCGAGUGCCUUUGACAGCCUUCCCUCCUUGUCUGAAAUAUUAAUCCUGAACACAAAAAAUCUGUUGCACAUUGAGGACGGAGCGUUCAGAAAUCUUCCAAGGCUAAAAUACUUGAGUAUUUGUAACACUGGAAUAAGACAAUUUCCAGACCUGACACAGAUCUUCUCAAUGGAAGCUCAUUUUAUUUUGGAGCUCUGUGAUAACUUGCGUAUGACAAUUAUACCACAAAAUGCUUUCCGAGGGAUGAACAAUGAAUCACUGACACUCAAGUUGUAUAAAAAUGGAUUUGAAGCUAUCCACAGCCAUGCCUUCAAUGGGACAAAGCUGAAUCAAUUAAUCCUGAAGGACAACAAGAACCUCAGGCGGAUACACAACGAUGCCCUGAGAGGGGCCACAGGGCCAGAUGUCCUGGAUAUUUCUUCAACAGCACUGGAGUCCCUGCCUAGUUAUGGGCUUGAGGCCAUUCAGGUCUUAAAUGCAACCUCAUCUUACUCAUUAAAGAGGCUGCCACCACUGGAUAAAUUCAGCAGUCUUUUGGAAGCUGUCCUAACAUAUCCCAGCCACUGCUGUGCUUUUCGAAAUCUAAGGACCGAAAGACAAAAUUUGUUGUUUUCCAUUUUUGACAACUUCUCCAAGGAGUGUGAAAGCAGCAUGAGGAAAACGACUAACGAAAUGCUCUACUCAACCAUUUUUGAUGACAGCGAAACAGCCGGCUUUGACUUUGAGUAUGACUUUUGUCAGCCUAAAGUCCUCACGUGCACUCCGGAACCAGAUGCCUUUAAUCCCUGUGAAGACAUCCUGGGAUACAGCUUCCUCAGAGUGCUGAUCUGGUUUAUAAACAUCCUCGCCAUUGCCGGCAAUUUCACCGUGCUCCUCGUUCUCCUGACCAGCCACUACAAGCUCACCGUCCCUCGCUUCCUCAUGUGCAACCUGUCCUUCGCCGACUUCUGCAUGGGGCUGUACCUGCUGCUCAUCGCCUCCGUGGACGCGCAGACCAGCGGUCAGUACUACAACCACGCCAUUGACUGGCAGACGGGCAGCGGCUGCAGCACGGCCGGCUUCUUCACGGUGUUCGCCAGCGAGCUCUCGGUGUACACGCUGACGGUGAUCACCGUGGAGCGCUGGCACACCAUCACCUACGCCAUGCAGCUGGACCGCAAGAUGCGGCUGCGGCACGCCGUGCCCAUCAUGCUCGGGGGCUGGCUCUUCUCCAUCGGGAUAGCCGUGCUGCCUCUCUUCGGGGUCAGCAGCUACAUGAAGGUCAGCAUCUGUUUGCCCAUGGAUAUCGAAACAGGCCUGUCCCAAGCCUACAUCCUGCUGAUCUUGGUGCUGAAUGUUGUCGCCUUCAUUGUCAUUUGUGCUUGCUACAUCAAGAUUUACAUCGCUGUGCAGAACCCGGAGCUGGUAGCUGCCAACAAAGACACCAAGGUCGCCAAGAGAAUGGCAAUACUGAUCUUCACGGAUUUCACCUGCAUGGCCCCCAUCUCCUUUUUUGCCAUAUCUGCUGCCUUCAAAGUUCCUCUCAUCACAGUGACCAACUCCAAGAUCCUGCUGGUUUUAUUUUACCCCGUCAACUCCUGCGCAAAUCCCUUUCUUUACGCAAUUUUCACCAAAGCAUUUCGGAGGGAUUUCUUUCUGCUGAUGAGCAAGCUUGGCUGCUGCAAGAGCCGAGCAGAGCUCUACAGGAUGAAUUAUUUCUCUGCUUAUAACUCCAACUGCAGGAAUGGCGGCGCAGCCACAGCCCCCGCCAAAGCCUCCCAAGCACUCCUGCUCUUGUCAGCCUUAGAGAAGCCCUAUCCUGCACCACGAGACAAGACAUCUCACAAGGAAAAUUUAUCCAGAGUGCCAAGUUACCCUUUGCAAGGCCAGUUAUGAUUAUCUUAGUGACUAGGGAUUGUUUUACAGUAUCUUGAACAUUUCAUAAUAAAUAAAAAUGCCAGUCAGUAAUUCUUAUGCAACAUAACUGUUCUG